CUGGAAACAAUUAAGUCCUAAAUAUAAAAUUCUGAACAAGCGGAAACCAAAGAGAGUAAAGAAACUUUAAAGGCUGUCUCAGACGUCUAAUUUGUAGCUCUCCUUCUUCCCCUGGCAGUUGAUUCCCAUAGCAAUUUCUCUUAUUACUAACUAACUACUUUUGUGAAAGAGGGAGAGAGAUGCUUUCAAACAAAUACCCAUCUUCAAUGAAAUACCAUCCCCUUGAACCUCUGCAGCAGAUUGAAGAUCAACUGGGUUUAGAUAUGCCAGAGAUUUCACAGGAUCGAAUCAAGUUCCUUAAAAGGGAGUUCGGAUUUCUUGAUAUUUUCCUCAGUUUGCAGAGAUUGACAGAUCGAUGGGACAUGCUACAUGUCACACGUAAAGUGCACGCUCUAUUUCAAGAAGCUUCCGUUGACCUCAGAAAGACCAGCAAGAUCCAGCACGUCGAUCGUGUUAUCUCUCAGUUGCAAGAGAAGCUUUGGAUUACUAAGUUGGAAAUGAAAGCUGAAUACUCCUUUCCCAAAAUAGUAGCCUACAAGAACGGUAUUGCUACUGCCGAAUUCGUAAUGGAAUUCAUUGACACUGUUGUAGGGAAUCUCAGUGAUUUAAUGAAGAUCUAUGGUUCCAGUUCACUACUUUUUGUUCCGGGACCCAAGAAAGAACUCGAAGAUGUCUUGAACGAGUUGAAGUUGCAGAGAAAUUUCGUCUGCUUUCUUUCAGACAGAUGCUUAGAGCCUCAGAGUCAGCGUACUUUCUUCACUCACAUUUUAGCUGUGGCCGGCCACGCAGCAAUGCUCUCCUGGUUGUAUUUGCCAGGCCGUAGCAACGAGAAUCAAGACUUGGCCUCCGGUGAAAUGAAUGGUUUGCUAUCUGAUCUCCUGCGAACAAAGAUUAAGCUCAUCCAACCAGGCACCCGCAAGAUCUAUAUCGAGGUCCUCCAAGCAUUGAAGUCGACAAUACAAUCACGAUGGUGUGCCAAUAUCAAAAUUGAGCAUGUAGCUGAUUGUGAAGCUGGCUUUGUGGAGACUCUCCAACACAACUUGAAUGAGCUACCAAUCAUUAACAAUCCCAUUCGUAUAGCUGCUUGGAAUGAUCAGAUAGCAACCCUUCAUGAGAUGCUCAGCCUCUUUAUUACCAAUUUCAUCCGUAAUCUGUCAUUACAAGUUCUUGAUUUUCAUUUUCGAGAUAUUGACACUGUGAUGGUUGAUGUCGGACUUCUCAUUUACUCAUUAUAUGAUAACGAGGAGAAGGAAGAGGUGGUGUUGGAGAAAGCAAAUGGAGCGCUAGCUCUAGAUUUGCAGGGUACCAAUCAGCUCAUCAAGAUGCUGAUCUACCACAUAACCCGGAAGGUGUUCCAAUCUAAUUUCCGAAGUACCCAUAGAAUAAGCUAUUUUAAUUUCCUCUUAAGCAACCUGAAGGAGUUCCAAGACCGUUGUUCAGAUUCACUUGCUUUUGUCAAGAAUCAACUUCAAAUUAUUGAAAAGGAAUUGGAGAGCUUGCAACCUUUUCUAAGGUCUGUUGCUGAAGCGCAACACAAUAGGCUCAAGGCACUUCAAGAUCAUACUACACAAUUGAUUAACAAAGCAUAUGAGGUGGAAUAUGUAGUUGAUGCUGGUAUAAGCAAAGAAUUUCCUCACUCAUUUGUCGAGCAUUGGCUCCUAGAUAUCAUACAGGAGAUUACUCUUAUCAGCUCACUGGUAGCAGAGAUUCACAGAAAGAACAUGGUUGAAGAUACAAUGAAUACUGGCACAGCUCGUACAGCAUCAAAUUUGGCAAGGGCUCCAGCAAUGAUUGAAAAUAUUGAGGGUAUUGAUAAUGUCACCGAAAGGUUAAGAGACCAAUUACUAACAAAAGGAAGCAGAGGGCGAGAAAUUAUCUCAAUUGUUGGCAUGCCAGGUAUAGGCAAGACGACUGUGGCCUACAAACUCUACCGUGACAAGUUAGUUGUUUAUCACUUUGACGUGCGUGCAAUGUGUUAUGCGUCUCAAGAACAUUCACGUGAGAAGUUGUUAAUGAAGAUUCUACAUAUUCUUACUGGUAGACGCUUUGAACAUAGAAAAAUCAGUGAUGUUGAAUUAGCUGCUGAGCUUUGGAAAACAUUGUAUGGCAGAAGAUAUCUUAUCCUUCUUGAUGACGUGUGGGAAGCUAGUGUGUGGGAUGAUGUGAUAGGUUGUCUUCCAUCUACCAAAAAUGGAAGUAGAGUCAUUUUAACAACACGAAAUUAUAAAGUAGCCAAUCGUAUUAGAUCUAAAAGUGAACCCCUUCUGCUUGGGAUGUUUAAAGGAGAUGAAAGUUAGAAGCUACUAAAAAAGUACUUUGGGGAAGAAAGCUGCUCCCCUCUCCUAACAAUUAUUGGGCAAGAAAUAGCAAAAAGGUGCGGUCAGCUGCCUCUUUCGGUUAUUAUGGUAGCUGGUAUUCUGGCAGAGACGGAGAAGAAAGAAAAAUGUUUGGAACAAAUGGUCAACAAUUUAUGCCCCCACAUUCACAGACUCAAAUGUUUGCUUAUUUUGGAAGAUUCUUAGAUCAUAGUGAUUAGUGUGAUUAGUGUUUCAAAGUUAACAUAGUUAGGGGUCUCUGAAGGAAAUGUAAAAAGUUGCGAAGGCAAGAAUUUGGAGUAAAUAGCAUAAGGUUAUUUGGGGAAUCUUAUCGGAAGAAAUCUAGCGAUGGGAACUAAAAGGAGUUCUGGUGGUAAGAUCAAAGCAUGUCGGUUCAUGACCUGUCGCAUGAUUUCUGCAAGGAAAGAGCAAAGAAAGUGAAUCUUCUCACACGGAUAAGACGAGCAAAAUGCCAGUGCCUCUUCCCGUGUAUACUCUCACAAGCAACUCGCUCAUCAGUCAUCACAUGGUGAACAGUAUCGUGUUGGAUCAUGUGGUUAAUUGUUGACUCUGUAAUUUUGCACGUUUCUAAAAGUGUAGGAUUUGGGGGUCACUCUGUAUUCAUUCUUUCCCAACAGAGUAGUCUAUUUGAGGUAUUAAACUCGUAUUCAAAUUGUAGUCUAUUUAACUCUGAAUUAGACAAUUUGAUACGGAUAUUGUCA
Molecule: messenger RNA, 3037 nt
Organism: Nicotiana tabacum (common tobacco)
Lineage: Eukaryota; Viridiplantae; Streptophyta; Magnoliopsida; Solanales; Solanaceae
Product: late blight resistance protein R1-A-like
Molecular function (GO): ADP binding
Source: RefSeq, a predicted model, not a curated record